AUGGCACCAGGGAGCUACAAAUUCCCAUUCAGUAUCCCGUUACCAGCAGAUAUAUCCGACUCAGCAUUAGGCCCGAACAAGUACCACUCGUACCAAGUCGACGCUAUCAUCAAGCGCCCCUAUUUAAAGGAUGUGGUAGUGUCACGGCCUCUUCAGAUCUACAAGUUCAUCUCUGAGCUGGAGAUCCCAGACACGACUCCAUAUGUCUCACAAACAGAAGAAGACUGCCCGGCCCACGGCAUCCAGCACCGAAUCUCAAUCCCGAGCCCCAACAUCCCCUUCGGCUGCGUCUUCCCAGUGGACAUCUCUCUCUGGACCCCCGAGAAAGACAUAACCCUGGACACUAUCACGAUCCAGGUCAUCGAGAAACAUAACCUGCACGUCGACGCAACAGCAGCCCAGUCCGCACGCUAUAACAUUUACAGCAUCCGAUCCGCACGAAGCCAUACGCUCGUCUCGAAGACGUUCGAAUUCACGGAGUCGGAUCCGAAUAAGGAAUGGCACCUCACUAAAAUGACUCGUUUGCCUCAGGCGCUGGAUCAGUGUUCGCAGACCUUAAGCACGAAGACCCUUAAGAUUGAACAUUUUCUCGUCAUUACUGCAAAGUUUCGGGAUGACGGGACGACUAUAGAGAUUACGGAAACAAUUCCGUUCCAUAUCUACAUGACGCCCAGUGUGAUCGGAUCCGAUGCUCUUGUUCGUGGGAAGGUGCUUCAGGAUCAUAGUACACCGCCUCCGUCGUACGGGGAUCACACUUUGUGUCCCAGGCUUUGCGAGCUGGAUUUCGAGUCUGUCUUGGGGAACCAGACUCAUGUCCUGCGUGCGUUGGAGAGUGGGCUUUGUCGGGAGGGGUUUGUGGAUGUCGAGCCUCCUGUUUAUGCUUCUUUGGGGGUUGUAUCUUGA
This is a messenger RNA of Penicillium cinerascens, 903 nucleotides long. RefSeq names its product arrestin C-terminal domain-containing protein. Gene Ontology annotation, molecular function: ubiquitin protein ligase binding; protein-macromolecule adaptor activity. Gene Ontology annotation, cellular component: cytosol; cytoplasm; plasma membrane. Gene Ontology annotation, biological process: ubiquitin-dependent endocytosis. Bases 1 to 903 code for a protein of 300 amino acids. The record is from RefSeq and is a predicted model, not a curated record. The transcript is spliced from 3 exons. NCBI's taxonomy places the organism in Eukaryota, Fungi, Ascomycota, Eurotiomycetes, Eurotiales, Aspergillaceae.